GGAAAUGGACGGUGUCAUGGGGGGAAUGGGGCAGUAGUGUUUCGAGCUUUGCCUGUUACUUUGGGGUUUGCUCAUUUAUUAGGUUUACUCUCCUUGGGAAGGGGGGUGUUCUGUAUUUCUGUCAGUGUACUACUUGUGUUUUCAUAUGGAGCUCUACUUCUCCCUGCUGCAAGUUCCCUCCCAGUGGAGCUAUCCUGAAGGGCCUGGGUUCCUCUAGUCCAGGGGUGGCCAACCUGUGGCUCCAGUGUCACAUGCUGCUCUUCAGAAGUUACUAUGCGGCUCCUUGUAUAGGCACCGACUCUGGGGCUGGAGCGACAGGUGCCAACUUUCCAAUGGGCCAAGGGGUGCUCACUGCUCAGCCUCUGGCUCUGCCACAGGCCCUGCUCCCACCCCUUCCCUGAACCUGCUGUGCCCUUGCUCCUCCCCCCACCCCACCCCACCCCAGCACACCACAAAACAGCUGAUCUGGAGGUACAGGGAGGGAGGAAGAGAUGCUGAUUGGUGGGGUUGCUGGUGGGAGGGAGGCGCUGGGAGCAGUGGUGGGGAGUUGAUGGGAGGCUGCUGAUGUAUUACUGUGGAUCUUUGGCAAUGUACAUCGGUCAAUUCUGGCUCCUUCUCAGGCUCAGGAUGGCCACUCCUGUUCUAGCCGCAGAAUCAGACAAACACACAUAUAUUAACGGCGUGCGUCUGAGAGGACUGGGUUAAUCAGCGCUCCCAAGCUGACCCCUUAUAUGUCCCUGGACUCAGUAGGCUGGGCCAAGCAGCAUUUCCAAGCUGUCACCCUCAUAGGGCCAUGGAUUCAGCAGGCUGCGUCAAACAGCACCUUCAAGCUGUCACCCUCAUAUGCCCUGGGCACCGCACCAGAAUAAAGUUCGCCUGAACAGGCUGAGUUAAGCAGCACUUUCAAUCUGCCACCCUUAUAUGCCCCUGGACUCAGCAGACUGGGUUGAGCAGCCCUUCAAAGCUGCCACCCUCAUAUGUCCCAGGUUCAGCACUAUCCCCACUUUCAUGUUACAGUUGUUCUGGUAGUAACCCACUUGGUCAGCAAACCACACACGACUUUUGGGCACUGCAGGGAUCUUUUAGCUUAGGUACGAGGAGCGUUGCUGCAGGGCAAAUGAGGAAACCAGAAAACACCCACGAGGGGCGGGAGGAUAAAGAAGCAACCAGCUUAAUCAUGAAAAUUAUUUAUUGCCAGGUAGUAACCAUAGGGGAGCCAAACAAAACAGUUAUAAUACACCUCUACCCUGCUAUAACACGAAUUCAAAUAUAACACGGUGAAGCAGUGUUCCGGAGGGGCAGGGCUGCAUGUUCUGGUGGAUCAAAGCAAGUUUGAUAUAACGCAGUUUCACCUCUAACAUGGUAAGAUAUUUUGGCUCCCAAGGACAGCGUUAUAUUGAGGUAGAGGUGUAUUAAAUCUAACUUAAACUUAAUUAUAAAAGUCAAGUUUAAGAAAACUAUAACUGAUCAUACAAGUCAGUGUCAGAAGGUUAUACUUAGAGAGAGCUGGGUUCUCACCACUCUGUGAAGCUUGAAUUGAUCAGGGGUCCCAGGUGGUGGUGGUAGCUAAGGGUCCGGAAUGCUGGAGACAGGCAGAGCCCCCCAGCAUGAUCAGUCAGGAGAAGAUGAAGUCCCAAUAGAACUGAUGCAGAUUUUGAAUCCAGGCAUCAGAACACUUAUUUGAGCAUGGGUAGGAUUUUUUGUAGAGAAAGAACAAUGGUUCAAGGGAAAACGCUAGAUUUGUUUGUGUAAACUGGUGGCUUAAGGGAGUAUACCAGAGUUGUUUUGUUCAGGCUGGACAAUGGGAGCUGAUCAUUCCUGAAUAUGAGUGGUGUUCAUUGGAGGGAGCUCACAAUGCAUUUAGGGAGCUUCACUAUUUUGGAUACCAAUAAAGGAUUUAUUACUAGAAUUAGUCUGAUAAUGAGCUGGGAGUAAUAUAGUUACUUUGGUUAGGAAGGGCCGCAUCGCCAGUGCCAAUGCUGCUCCUGUCUCCUCCACCUGCGACUAUAUCCAGACAGACAGGCUAACCGUGGAUACCUCUAUGCAGAUCCUGAUGUGGAUUUGCAGAGACCAUGGCCUGCAUGUCUCACUCUCAGAAAGCCAAGCUAGGGGGGGACCAUACAGUGCGAAAGAUGCCUGCUGGUGGAAUGUCUCAGGAAGCAGGUGGGAGAGCUACAGGAGGAGGUGGCUAGGCUGAGGAGCAUCCGUAGCCAUGAGGAAUUCCUCGAGAGUAUUCACAUGGAGACAUCCAAGACUGAGGAAGCUAUCCAGCUACAGCUUUGUCUGUAACUCUAGUGACUAUGUCUGGUUGUGGUAAGGGAGGCAAGGGUCUCGGAAAAGGAGGCGCUAAGCGCCAUAUGAAGGUGUUGAGGGAUAACAUCCAGGGCAUUACAAAACCUGCUAUUCGCCGUUUGGCUCGUCGUGGGAGAGUGAAGUGUAUUUCAGGUCUCAUUUACGAGGAGACUCGCUGGGUGCUCGAAGUGUUUCUGGAGAACGUGAUCCGAGAUGCUGUUACUUACACCGAGCAUGCGAAGCGGAAGACUGUGACUGCUAUGGAUGUUGUUUAUGCGUUGAAGCACCAGGGUCGUACUCUGUAUGGAUUUGAAGGCUAAGCUGUGCCAGUAAUUCUCUUCGAAAACAUCUACAGAGGACUGCCAUCACACCACCAGGGGAGGAGCAUAUGGCUCUAUCACAGGGAGGACACUGGAUUACUUCUGCCACCAGGGAGUGCUCCACCCCUGCCUCCAGCCCAUCCACAAUGGUGAUGGAGAACUGAUAUGCUGUCCUGGCAAUGAGGAAUCACCCCCAAAGGAGGAGGAGAAGCCACAUACCCUCUGCCCCCCAUUAUGCCACCUCCAUCCCCUUUAGACUCUGCCCCAUUUCCCCUGCCCCCUCUUAUGCCAUCCAGGCUCUAGGCACCAGCAAACCAAACACUUGCUUGGGGCAGCACAUUUUCAGGAGCGGCAUUCUGGACAUCUUUUUUUAAUUUUUUUGCUUCAGGCGGCAAAAGCCUAGAGCCAACCCUGGCAGCAGCAGCGGCGCGUCAUGCGCAGGGGGUGCCCUGGGGCUGCUGCUGUUUGCGCCUUGGGGGAGCAGUGCCCACACCUUGUGGCUGGGCCAGGCAGGCUCCAAGCGCGAGACACUCAGGCUGGGGGCUGCCCCACGGGGCACAUGGAGCCACCUGCAGGUGCCACAGGGCGGCCGCCCCCCAACGCCGCAGCCAGUGCUAAGUGAAGCGGCCCGAGCUGCCCAGGGACUGUGGCAGGGUGGCCAGAAGCAGCAGGGCCAUAGAGGGUGGGGCACUGCUGUGCAGGGCCUGCGUCCCGCUCUCCGAGGCUCUGUUCCCUCUGGGGCUACCCUGCCCUGGCUCCUCAGCCCCCUGCCGGGGCGGUCCCCCAGCUCUGCCCUCCCGGGUCCCUGCCAGUUCUGGAGGUGGGAGGCCCGGCUGGAGGGACCCAGGAGUCCCGCCGCUUACCUCGACCUGACCAGCGCCGGACCAGCUGGAGGCGAGGGGGGAGCAGGCGGAGUCAGCA
Molecule: messenger RNA, 3533 nt
Organism: Gopherus flavomarginatus (Mexican gopher tortoise)
Lineage: Eukaryota; Metazoa; Chordata; Testudines; Testudinidae
Product: histone H4-like
Exons: 1
Coding region: 2301-2612 (103 amino acids)
Biological process (GO): nucleosome assembly
Cellular component (GO): nucleosome
Molecular function (GO): structural constituent of chromatin; protein heterodimerization activity; DNA binding
Source: RefSeq, a predicted model, not a curated record